AUUAUUGCAAAUCAAAGACUUUAAUUACCCACCGAUCAUCAUCUCAAUACUUCGCCGGAGAUUUUCUCGUGCUCUCUCUCUCUCUCUCUGGUGAUCGCCGAUGGCCGUGUUUCCUAUCGGCUCUCACUUCUCUCCGCCGCACAAAUCGACGAAGAGACACGCCGUCGGUACUUCAUACCCUAUCUCCCUCUCGACCCAAAGUGUCUCCUUUUCUAAAGUAUCUGGAGUUGUAAGCUCGAGGUUGUGCAGACACAGUGUUGUCGUUAGAGCUGAGGACAAGACAAGAGACUCUUCACCACCUUCUCUGGAAGAAGAGUCGCAACCAAUCGAUGAGUCAGAGCUUAAGGAUUUGAUGGACUCGUCAUGUGAUCCUAUUUGUUCGGUUGAUGAACCUAGUUCGAGCUAUUUGGAAGCUAAUUAUCAGCCAAAGACAGAUUUAGUCAAAGCUAUUGCUGUUCUUGCAGCAGCUCUUACAGGAACAGCUGCCGUUAAUCAUUCCUGGGUCGCUGCUAAUCAGGAUGUUGCUAUGGCAUUGUUGUUUGGAAUAGGAUACGCAGGGAUAAUCUUCGAAGAGUCUUUAGCUUUUAAUAAAAGUGGAAUAGGACUUGUCAUGGCUGUUAGUCUCUGGGUUGUGCGAAGCAUAGGGGCUCCUUCAGCAGAAGUAGUUGUUUCAGAGCUUCAACAUGCAACAGCUGAGGUAAGUGAGAUUGUGUUUUUCUUACUCGGCGCAAUGACUAUUGUGGAGAUAGUUGAUGCUCACCAAGGAUUUAAGCUUGUUACAGACAAUAUCACCACUCGUAAGCCCAAGACGCUUUUAUGGGUCGUCGGCUUUGUGACUUUUUUCCUCAGUUCGAUUCUAGACAACCUGACGUCUACCAUUGUCAUGGUUUCUUUACUCAGGAAACUGGUUCCUCAAUCAGAGUACCGCAAAAUUUUAGGAGCUGUUGUGGUAAUAGCAGCAAAUGCAGGAGGAGCAUGGAGUCCAAUUGGUGAUGUUACUACAACUAUGCUAUGGAUUCAUGGUCAAAUAUCCACCUUGCCGACUAUUCAGGGCCUUUUUAUACCUUCGGCCGUUUCUCUCGCUGUUCCACUAGCCCUCAUGUCCUUGUCCAGUGAGGUAAAUGGAAAGGGACAGGAUUCAUCAGAUGUAUUGUCUUCUGAAAAGAUGGCUCCAAGAGGGCAGCUAGUUUUUGGAGUUGGCCUUGGAGCAUUAGUGUUUGUUCCAGUGUUCAAGUCUCUAACUGGAUUGCCUCCUUACAUGGGUAUCUUGUUAGGUCUUGGAGUUCUUUGGAUCUUGACAGACGCCAUUCACUAG
Molecule: messenger RNA, 1315 nt
Organism: Eruca vesicaria subsp. sativa (arugula)
Lineage: Eukaryota; Viridiplantae; Streptophyta; Magnoliopsida; Brassicales; Brassicaceae
Source: the annotation of a GenBank genome assembly